Adelges cooleyi (spruce gall adelgid) is the source of this 777-nucleotide messenger RNA. RefSeq names its product vacuolar protein-sorting-associated protein 25 (gene Vps25). Gene Ontology annotation, cellular component: ESCRT II complex. The transcript is spliced from 5 exons. Bases 161 to 688 code for a protein of 175 amino acids. Gene Ontology annotation, biological process: protein transport to vacuole involved in ubiquitin-dependent protein catabolic process via the multivesicular body sorting pathway. NCBI's taxonomy places the organism in Eukaryota, Metazoa, Arthropoda, Insecta, Hemiptera, Adelgidae. Gene Ontology annotation, molecular function: protein homodimerization activity; structural molecule activity. The record is from RefSeq and is a predicted model, not a curated record.
CUUAAAACAAUCAAUUUUUUUGAUUCAUUUUAUUUUGUAUUAACUGCAAAUUCUGAGUUUCGGUUUUCAGAGAAAUUAAAUAUUAACAUUUUCCUUAAAAUUAUUGUCACUAGCCAGAGGUCAGUACACAAAAUAUUCAAUUGCGGAUGCAUGUGAUAAAAUGAGCGAAAUCCAGUGGCCGUGGCAGUAUAAUUUUCCUCCUUUUUUUACGAUUCAACCCAAUGCCGAAACAAGAAAAAAACAAUUAGACGCUUGGAGAACAUUGUUAUUAGAUUAUUGUCGUACACAAAAAAUAAAUACCAUCGACGUACGGGAAGGCGAUCGAUUAGCUGUAUUCAAUAACGCAACAAUAUCGAGAAAAUUAUCACCAGAAGCCAUAACUACUGUACUAGAAUCGUUACAAAAGACUGGAAAUGCCGAACCGUUAGAUAAAUCUAAAACGAGGUGGCACGUUUUUUGGCACACGUUGGACGAGUGGGCGUCGAUCGUCUACAAAUGGGCACAGGACAACGCCAUGCUUAACUCCGUGUGUACUUUCUACGAAAUAGCUACCAACGACAGCUGUGGGGAAGUGAAUGGAAUCGAAGACUCAGUACUCAUAAAGGUUUUGAAAAUAUUGGAGAGACAACAACGAGCUGAAAUAUUGACGUUGGACGGAGGUUCGGGCGUAAAGUUUUUCGCAUCAUAAUUUUAUUGUUAUUAUACAUUUUUUUUUUUUUUUACACAAAUCGUGAAUAUAUUUAUAUAUUUGAAUUUUUUUUCAUAAAUAAAUAAAAC